CUUCUUCUUUUCGUUAUCAAUCAAAUAAUAAAUUCCCUAUCGGUGUUGUUUUUCUCAUUCGGCCUUUCCCUCACUUUCCCCUCAAAUUCAUUUUGCUCUCUUUUUCUCUCUUUCUAAAACAAUGGCGAUCGCUGAGGCCAACUCUCAACAACAAGAGAAGGUUUCUUCAGAGGCUUCAGCGGGUGAAAAGAAAAGAUGGACGCUGAGCGAUUUUGACAUUGGAAAGCCCCUUGGACGAGGAAAGUUCGGUCACGUUUAUUUAGCUAGAGAAAAGAGGAGCAAUCAUAUCGUGGCUCUCAAGGUGCUUUUUAAAAGCCAAUUGCAACAAUCUCAAGUUGAACAUCAGCUGCGUCGCGAAGUGGAAAUACAAAGUCACCUGCGUCAUCCCAAUAUAUUGAGGCUUUAUGGUUAUUUCUACGAUCAGAAACGUGUUUACCUGAUACUGGAGUACGCAGCCAAGGGCGAACUCUACAAGGAACUGCAGAAAUGUAAAUACUUCAGUGAAAGACGUGCGGCUACUUAUGUUGCAUCUUUAGCUCGGGCACUCAUUUAUUGCCAUGGAAAGCAUGUAAUACACCGAGACAUCAAACCUGAGAACUUGCUAAUUGGUGCACAGGGUGAACUUAAGAUUGCUGAUUUUGGAUGGUCAGUACACACAUUCAACCGUAGGCGGACUAUGUGCGGCACACUUGAUUAUCUCCCUCCUGAAAUGGUUGAAAGUGUAGAGCACGAUGCUAGUGUAGAUAUCUGGAGCCUUGGUGUGUUGUGCUAUGAGUUCCUUUAUGGAGUCCCUCCUUUUGAGGCCAAGGAACACUCCGACACUUACCGGAGGAUUGUGCAAGUGGAUCUGAAGUUCCCUCCUAAACCCAUAGUUUCAUCUGCAGCUAAGGACCUCAUUAGUCAGAUGCUUGUCAAGGAUUCUUCAGAACGCCUGCCAUUGCAUAAGCUUCUUGAGCACCCAUGGAUUGUUCAAAAUGCGGACCCAUCUGGCAUCUAUAGAGCUUAAAUCACUUCCCUUCCUCUUAAUUCUUUUUUGAGAGGAUGAUUGGGCAAAGAUUUCUGGUUUUUGCGACAGAUGCAUCCAAGCUUUGUACGAAUAACAAUAUAUUAUAAUUCCUUUGUAUGCUUACAUUACUAUGAUUUGUUGUUAUGAGAUGUGCAACAUCUUUUUCUAUUUUCCUUUU
Messenger RNA from Hibiscus syriacus, 1184 nucleotides. Its product is annotated as serine/threonine-protein kinase Aurora-2. Gene Ontology annotation, cellular component: spindle midzone; spindle microtubule; spindle pole centrosome. NCBI's taxonomy places the organism in Eukaryota, Viridiplantae, Streptophyta, Magnoliopsida, Malvales, Malvaceae. The record is from RefSeq and is a predicted model, not a curated record. Gene Ontology annotation, molecular function: ATP binding; protein kinase activity. Gene Ontology annotation, biological process: mitotic spindle organization; regulation of cytokinesis; protein phosphorylation. The transcript has 9 exons. Bases 122 to 1006 code for a protein of 294 amino acids.